AUGGAUUCUGAUCUUUAUUUCUUUGAUGGGUCUUCAUCUUCUUCCUCAAUUUGCCACAGUAUUGAACCUGAUAUGUUUUCUUCUGAUACAACAACGACAGAUCUCUUCUCCAACAAUCCUUAUCUCAGUCCAAUCGAUGAUCCAUCUCUUAAUUUCUUUGACAAUUUUACCCCUCCAACCCAUUCUUCUCCUCCAAUCUCUCAGCUCCAAACCCUAAAUCUCUCUCACACAAACAGUUUCCCCAAUUUCUCCGGUUUCGAAAGCUUAGACGCCGUCAAAACAGAGCAGCUCAUGUUUAAUUCUCCUUUCGAUGUUCCAAUAAUGGAUGGUUCCUCGACUUUGUUAAGCUCACCGGAAAAUUCCUUCUUCUCCGGUCACAUGCGACGAGUGUACAGCACCGGAGAUUUACAGAAUCUGAGAAGAGAUUUUACGGGACAGAGCUCAUCAACGACGCCGUUUUCCGGCGAAGAACAAAAUUUGAAGGUGGGACGUUACAGUGCUGAAGAACGCAAGGAGAAGAUUUCAAAGUAUAGAGCUAAACGAACACAGAGAAACUUCACCAAAACCAUUAAGUAUGCAUGCCGGAAAACGUUGGCGGACAACAGACCAAGAGUACGUGGAAGAUUUGCAAGAAACGACGAAGUUUUUGAGAGCCCCAAGAUUGCUAUAUCCUUCACUAGACAAGAAGACGACGACCUUUGGAAUUUGGAUGGGUUGCAUGAGGAAGAAGAAGCUUUUGUGAGCAGCUUUGUGGAAUGUCAGUCUCAGCCUCAAUUGCAAAUGCAAUACACAACGAGUUCAUUCUGGUGAAAGCAUCUGUCUGAGAAAGAAGGGAUGAAUAUUAUUCUUUCCGAUUUAAUAUGAAAAAUGGAGAAGAAUCGAUCGAGUCAUAUAUUGGAUAUUAAUUAUGUUUAUUCCCGCUUACAUCAUAAACAAUAAUUAUACGAUAUAUAUAUGACUCAAUAUAGUACUGCACCAGAAUAAACAAUUUUAGGUAAAAUAGUGAUUUAAUAAGUCACUUAGUGAUAGUGUCAGGGUGG
Eutrema salsugineum is the source of this 1040-nucleotide messenger RNA. RefSeq lists its product as uncharacterized. The record is from RefSeq and is a predicted model, not a curated record. The coding region runs from base 1 to 810 and encodes 269 amino acids. Gene Ontology annotation, molecular function: protein binding. Gene Ontology annotation, biological process: regulation of flower development. The transcript has 4 exons. Gene Ontology annotation, cellular component: nucleus. NCBI's taxonomy places the organism in Eukaryota, Viridiplantae, Streptophyta, Magnoliopsida, Brassicales, Brassicaceae.